GACAACUUGCGUUUUGACGGCCAGCACUGGACGGCGCCGGGGUCAGCAUCCCGAGGCAGGGGGAACAAAGGACCACGCACUCAACCCAAAUGCUGCGGACCAGUCGGCGCUCUGGCUCUCAGUCCACGGCGGGGGAGAAACGCACCGAAUCCACACAGGACCGAGAGACCCUGCGAUGGCCCCGUCACGGCAAGGCACUCACGACGCCAGACACGGUGGAGGUAGAAUCUGCCAAAACCGCGUCAGAUGGAUGGAGGGGGGGCGCACAUGAGGGCGGAUUUACCCUUGGACCGAGUUGAUGAUGAGCACCUGGAUUUGUGUGUCAUCAGCUCGGGUCUGAGGAGGACAACGAUGGAAGAAAGCGCACGCUCAGGAUGGUCAGCAUCUGCGAGCAAGUGGUGAGUGCAGCUCCGAUCAUCCUCGACACAGGUGCAGACCGACCUUGAAUGCCCUGUGUCUCGCAUAUCAGUUUGCAC
Molecule: messenger RNA, 476 nt
Organism: Mycena citricolor
Lineage: Eukaryota; Fungi; Basidiomycota; Agaricomycetes; Agaricales; Mycenaceae
Source: the annotation of a GenBank genome assembly